Molecule: messenger RNA, 1845 nt
Organism: Pelobates fuscus (common spadefoot toad)
Lineage: Eukaryota; Metazoa; Chordata; Amphibia; Anura; Pelobatidae
Gene: TRMT61B
Product: tRNA methyltransferase 61B
Exons: 7
Coding region: 88-1548 (486 amino acids)
Biological process (GO): mitochondrial tRNA methylation
Cellular component (GO): tRNA (m1A) methyltransferase complex; mitochondrion
Molecular function (GO): tRNA (adenine(58)-N1)-methyltransferase activity
Source: RefSeq, a predicted model, not a curated record
UUCACUCUGAGAGCAGGAUUAAUCCUUCCCUGCAAGGCAUGCCCUUUCCAUGCAGCCCCACGCCUGGCUGUGGCCCCUGAGAGCAGGAUGUGGUGUGUAAGAAGUGCUUACAGAUUGCACCUACCAGGGGUCAGGGGGCCAUUAUUUGAGGUGGGAUGGGGACAUCUGUUCCAAGGGCAGAGCUUUGUUAGUACCCCAGAUCCCCCUGGGGACCAUGCACCCCCUCAUGGGACAGAUAAUAUGAAGAUCAGCACACAGAGGGCUGAUAAUGAGACCCCCAGAUUUCCUGGGCUCCCCGCCAGGAUUUGGAGGCGAUCUCUGUCCCCUUUAGACAGGGUCAGCCACAUGGUCUCCCCUGAGUUCAUCUCUCCAGAAAUCCAGGCUCUGAGGAGUGCAGGUGUGAACCAGGAGGACAUGCAGAUUGGGCACAGUGCCACCCUUAAUUCAGGGGAACCCCCUGACACCCCUGGACAGGACAGUGAUCUUCAGCCAUCACUGGACAAUGAGCCUGAGUGGUUAGAUCCCCAAGGUGCCCCCUUUAAAUCUGGGGACCUUAUUGUAUCUGAGUUCAAGAAAAGACACUACACUGAAUUUAAGAAAAUGUUCCUCCUAAAACCCUCUGGAAAACUGACAAGCAACUGGGGUGCCAUAAGCCAUGCUGAUAUAGAGGGCAAGCUGCCAGGACAGAAAUUCAGGACUUCAACAGGUUUUGAAUUGCUUCUGAAAAGACCUACUUUAGAUGAAUAUGUCACAAUGAUGAAGAGGGGACCCACUAUCUCCUACCCAAAGGAUAUUGCAGCCAUGCUCAUGAUGAUGGAUAUUAACCCUGGAGAUACCGUACUGGAAGCCGGUUCAGGUUCUGGAGGAAUGAGUCUAUUCUUAUCACGUGCAGUGGGUUCAGAGGGACGUGUGUACAGUUUUGAUGUCCGAGCAGACCACCAGGCGAUCGCAAAGAACAAUUUCCAGAGGUGGAUGAACGCUUGGACGAAUCGGUGCCGGAAACCAUGGCCAGAUAAUGUCAGUUUUAUCAACAAGGACAUUACCAAUGCCCUCUCCGAUAUUAAAUCUGUCACAUUUGAUGCGGUUGCUUUGGACAUGCUGAAUCCACAGGUCGCUUUACCUGUUAUUCUCCAAAAUCUAAAGCAGGGGGCAGUAUGUGCAGCAUAUCUAGCAAAUAUCACGCAGGUCAUCGAUCUCUUGGAAGGAAUCCGCUCAUGCCAGCUGUUCUUAGUAUGUGAGAAGAUAGUGGAGGUCUCCUAUAAGGACUGGCUGGUAGCGCCCUCUGUGCGUAAAGAUGGCUCUAUAUCCCCAAGAGUUGAGCCGGAGAAGAAUAUAGAGUCAGACCCUGAGUACCUGGAACAGCCCGAGAACGAGGAGAGCGACAGUGAUGCCCAAAACCCUUCAGUUGAAAUAAAACCAUUUGGACAAGUACCAUACAUUGCUCGCCCCUUGCCAUGGCAAACUGGCCACACAGCAUUUCUUGUGCAGCUGAGAAAGUUCAAACCAGCACUUAAGUAUUCUGACCCAGAAAAGCCAAGAAGUAUAUAGUGUUUCCUGUAUAUAUUACUUUAUAGGUUUUAUAACUAAUGCUAUUUUAUUUUACUGAACUGUACAUUGAUUUGAAUUUGCUUAAUGGUGUAAAAUAUAAAUAAAUAAAACUGCAGAAAUAAUGUGUAACUCGCUGGAAACUGUUAUGUAACAAUUGCAUGUAUUUUUUGUAAUGUAAAAGCAUGAGAAGGAAGUUGACCUAUUCCUCGCUGCUUGUAAACCAUUCCAUGGACCUGUCUUGAUAGAUAAGGCAUUUUCUCAUUCCAGAUUUUGUUUGACUACCUACAAAAUAUUAAC